AUGCAGGCCAACAACAUUGAAAAGUCAUACAUCAGCUGUUCGAGUCCCGGAACCAAUCUGUACGCCAACGACACAGCAGCAAACAUUCUGCUGACGCGGGAAAUGAACAAUUUCACUGCCGAUCUGAAGCGGGAAUACCCAGAUAAAUUCGGGUUCUUCGCCUCGCUGCCGCUGCCAGAUAUCGAUGCUGCUCUGGAAGAGAUUGACCGAGCUUACGACGAACUCAACGCUGAUGGAUUCGUCUUCAUGUCGAACCACUGGGGCCUUUACCACGGCGACCCUGCAUUGGCACCUGUCUAUGAAAAAAUCAACGAGCGCAACGGCAUCAUCUUUAUCCACCCCACCAACCCUUGCCCCAGAAUGGCGCCGACCGACGUUCGAGGAACAGAGCUGCUUGGGUAUGUCGCGCCGCUCGAUCACGUCUUUCAAGCACCCAUCCUAGAAUUCAUCUUUGACGCGGCACGCACCGUGGCCGACCUGAUCCUCUCGGGGACGGUGAGGGACUAUGCCUCUGUCAAAUGGAUCAUCCCCCACUGCGGUGGCGUGCUGCCCGCUGUUUUUGAACGAUUCCUACGAACUUCGGCUCUUUUGGGUGGAAAAGCAACGUCUGAUCGUCCUGCUAUCCCCUACAAUCUCCAGAAUGCAACCGAGUUGCUCCAGGGUCAAUUCUGGUUUGACUUGGCUGGUUUUGCCAUGUCGAGUCAGAUUUUCAGUAUGGCCCGCUUCUGGGGAGCGGACAAGUUUGUGUAUGGAAGUGAUUUCGCUUUCACUCCAUUGCCAGCUGCGGUUGGCCUGACCGGUGAAAUGAAUGAGACUCUGCCAGAGUUGUUCAACGAGACUGAGAUCUCGUGGAUGUUCAGAGGGAAUGCCAUUGGAUUGCUGGGCGAAUAG
This is a messenger RNA of Exophiala mesophila, 891 nucleotides long. RefSeq lists its product as uncharacterized. Gene Ontology annotation, molecular function: hydrolase activity; carboxy-lyase activity. The coding region runs from base 1 to 891 and encodes 296 amino acids. The record is from RefSeq and is a predicted model, not a curated record. Gene Ontology annotation, cellular component: cytosol; cytoplasm. The transcript has a single exon. Gene Ontology annotation, biological process: secondary metabolic process. Lineage: Eukaryota; Fungi; Ascomycota; Eurotiomycetes; Chaetothyriales; Herpotrichiellaceae.